AUGAGUAGGGACCGAACAGACGCUUUUCAGGAUCACUACAACAACGGCUAUGGACCAGUCAAUAAUCCAGGUGUGUACGCACCACAAGGAGGAUACAAUCAGCAAGGAGGAUACAAUCAACAAGGAGGAUACAAUCAACAAGGAGGAUACAAUCAACAAGGAGGAUACAAUCAAUAUAGUUCACCACCACAAUCGCAUGGUAGUGGAAGGGUUAAUCAAGGAUUUCCGCAACAAGAUGUUGAGCUGACACCGGUCUCAACUGUAAAUUCAUUUUUCGAUGAGGUCUCCUCAAUUCAAGAAGCGAUUCGUCAAAUGCAAGCAAAUAUUAAUGCAAUCGAGGAAUUACACGGGAGAUCUCUGGCUACGAUAAAUGAAGACGCCUCGAUUAAAGAUCAACUCGAUUCGCUAACAGCACAAACACGAAACCUUGGGCAACAAGUGAAAAAUAAAAUUAGAAAUAUAGAGGCAAUGAACGCCAAGUUACCCUCGAAUACUGGUGAUAUUGACGUACGGAAAGCGCAGGUCGCCAAUUUACGCAAAAAAUUCUUAGACACAUUACAAACUUAUCAACAAACGGAAUAUCAAAAUCGUCAAAAAUAUAGACAACGAAUGGAACGACAAUAUAAAAUUGCUUUAGAUAACGAUGAAGGCGGUCAAAUAUUUGCACAAUCGUUAAUGCAAUCGACUCGUUAUGGUGCUGCACGUGAAGCUCUUCGAGAAGUGCAAGAACGUCAUGAUGAAAUAAAAAAGAUUGAAAAAACUAUCGAAGAACUUGCAAACCUUUUCCAAGAGAUGCAAAUUAUGGUCGAAAUUCAAGAUCAACAGGUUGAGCAAAUUGAAGCGCAUGCAACCCAAAUUACCACUGAUAUGGAACAAGGGGUCACUCACGUAGAUACAGCGUUGACUCACGCAAGAUCUGCACGAAGAGUAUUCUAUGCGGUAAAUGUCUACGAAACAGUGUAA
Ambispora gerdemannii is the source of this 963-nucleotide messenger RNA. The record is from the annotation of a GenBank genome assembly. Lineage: Eukaryota; Fungi; Glomeromycota; Glomeromycetes; Archaeosporales; Ambisporaceae.